Poeciliopsis prolifica (blackstripe livebearer) is the source of this 321-nucleotide messenger RNA. RefSeq lists its product as uncharacterized. Bases 1 to 321 code for a protein of 106 amino acids. The transcript is spliced from 8 exons. Lineage: Eukaryota; Metazoa; Chordata; Actinopteri; Cyprinodontiformes; Poeciliidae. The record is from RefSeq and is a predicted model, not a curated record.
AUGAUUAUAAUCCCUUGUGUUGAAGACAUAAAAGAAGAAACCAACAAAGAGCAAAGCGAUGAAAAUCUUUCAUAUGAAAAUAAAGAAAAUACACCUGGAAGCAGUGAUCGACAAGGCAAAAAAAGUGACAAUAAUCCAGUUCAAAGCAGGUCUGAAGACAACAAGGAAGAAAACAACAAAGAGCAAAGCGAUCAUAAUGAUCCUGACCAAAACAGUGCUAAACAAAGCAGUGUUGAAGACAUGAAAGAAGAAACCAACAAAGAGCAAAGCGAUGAAAAUCUUUCAAAUGAAAAUAAAGAAAAUACACCUGGAAGCAGGUAA